GCCUCGGCAGAGUACCACGCGACCAGCCGGAAGCAGACGAGCCGGCCCCGCACCCACAGCACCUCGAAGCGAGGGUCGGCACGCACCUGCGCACAGCGGAGAGCGGCUUUGAAGAGCCCCUCCCCCCGCAGCGCACAGCACGACGCGGCAAGCUCCCACCCGCCGCGCGAACGUCGCCGCGGCCUCCUCCGCCGGCGACGCCGCCUCCGGCUCGCUCGGCGGCGGCACCACCUCCCCCUCCGGCGGCACCACCUCCCCCUCCGUCGCCGGCUCGGACCGCUCGCUGUCGCACGCAAAGCACGCCUGCGCGCCGUGUCUCGGACGCGUCUCGGACGCGCCUCGCAUGCACCUCGUGGACGCGGCUUCGCCGUCGCGCGCAGAGCUCGCCUCCGCGUCGGCGUCGUCACUCAUGCCUUCGCGGUACUUUCGCACGCCGUCCUCGCAGCCGCCCUCCGCCCCGGCGGCGGAGAGCUGCGCCUCGUGCUGCGCCUCGUGCUGCACCUCGCACCUCCGCAGCUCCUCGAGGAGGCGCACCUACACCGAAGCACCACACUGCUCCGCCGUGAGCGGCGCCUGCCGCAGACCUCCAACUCUCGACAGGAGCCUCGUCUAGCCUCCGCCCGCCAAUCAGCACCAGCUCGCUGCUCCGCGCCUCGCUGCUCCGCUCCGCCUCGCCGCCGCCGCCGCUGCCGCUGCCGGGCCGGUGGCGCGUCGCGGUGACCUCGAGGCGCGGACCGCACAUCUGCAGCGUGAGCCAGUAGCUGCCGCACUCUGCAAAGCGGAGGAAG
Messenger RNA from Emiliania huxleyi CCMP1516, 788 nucleotides. RefSeq lists its product as hypothetical. The transcript is spliced from 3 exons. The record is from RefSeq and is a predicted model, not a curated record. The annotation marks the transcript as partial. Lineage: Eukaryota; Haptophyta; Isochrysidales; Noelaerhabdaceae.